Messenger RNA from Neohortaea acidophila, 6347 nucleotides. RefSeq names its product PLU-1-like protein-domain-containing protein. Gene Ontology annotation, molecular function: DNA binding; histone demethylase activity. Gene Ontology annotation, biological process: chromatin remodeling. Gene Ontology annotation, cellular component: nucleus. The record is from RefSeq and is a predicted model, not a curated record. Bases 279 to 5924 code for a protein of 1881 amino acids. Lineage: Eukaryota; Fungi; Ascomycota; Dothideomycetes; Mycosphaerellales; Teratosphaeriaceae. The transcript is spliced from 2 exons.
CCUCCACUGCCGUUCCGUCUCGUGCACCACCUCGGUCAAUGUCGCUCGCCGGCAUUCCAUCCUCGACACUCUCUUCCCCUGUCGCCUCCGUCACCUGACCAUCCAGCCGGCGUCCUCGGAGUGUCGGCAGGGAAUUGGGGAACGGCCCAUAUAGCGCGGAUUGAUAUAUGCCGCUGCCACGCACAUCAACCACGCUGCGCCGGCCUACAUCCUAGCACUACCUUACACCCAACACGUCGCAUCUGACACCAUAGCGGCAACGCUCGUCGUUAUCCAAGAUGGUGGCUCCUCCGCUACUCGGUGGCGGCUCCGCCAUCUCGCCGUCGCCCUUGCCUGUCCCAACCACCACCUCCGCCACGGGCUCCCCACCACCCGGGACUUCGAGUGCCCUCUCAAAGGCAAAAGCAGCGGUGCAAUCAGCCCCAGGCACAUUGAAUGGGCCGCCGUCGGGCAACAACCAUGCUAUUCCGCUCAGCGCGCGUAGGGCCGAACCACUCGACCUGACGACGGUUGAGCGGAGAGGCCAACCAUUCGGUGCCAUCCGCCUUCCAGCCAUCUCCAUGCCUUCCAAACAGCAGCCUCCCAAGAAGAACAGACUCUUCGGCAUUCCCGAUGCGCCGGUAUACCGACCGAGCGAAGACGAAUUUCGCGAGCCGAUGGAGUACAUCCGAAAGAUCGCUCCGGAAGGAAGCAAGUACGGGAUUGUCAAGAUUAUUCCUCCGGAUACGUGGAACCCGACCUUCGCCAUCAACACCGAGCGCUUCCACUUUCGCACCCGUCGCCAAGAGUUGAACGCUGUUGAAGGCGGCAAUCGUAUCAACAAUGACUACCUCGAUCAGCUCGCCAAAUUCCACAAGCAGAAUGGACACAAUCUCAACCGCUUCCCGAGCGUCGACAAACGCCCCCUCGAUUUGUACCGUCUGAAGAAGACUGUGGAGAGGAAGGGCGGCUUCGACUCGGUUUGCAAGGGCAAGAGAUGGGCAGAAGUUGGCCGAGAUCUGGGCUACAGUGGCAAGAUCAUGUCGUCUUUGUCCACGUCUCUCAAGAAUUCAUAUCAGAAAUGGCUGCUGCCGUAUGAAGAGUACCUGCGAGUGGCCAAACCGGGCGUGCAUCAGCAGAUUGAGAUGGCCAAUGGCGGACCGUACACUCCCUCUCCGGGAACUUCUCCGGCGAAGAAGUCGCAAAUGACCACACCUCUGACCGCUAAGGAGGAGGCGCCAGUGAUGCAGGCGUCGGCCGCCUUGCAUUCAUCCAUCACCGGUCAGAGUUCGCAAGGACCAACACCGAUUCCCGGAGCAUCUUUGCCACCUCCGCCUGUCGUCACGGGUGGGUUUACGGCUGUGAAUGCUGUUCCUGCCGCUUCCCCGCCCAACAUCCCCAGCCAUAGCAGCUCUUUCACUCCAGCAAAUGGGGACAAUCCCCCGCUGAGUGCUAUUGCACCUCGAGCGACAGAAACACCACCGUCUACCAACGGCCAGCAACCGAUCGCACCAGAUGCGAAUGGCAUUGCUACGCUAAAGAGGCAACACAGCGACAGCAUACUGACUGCGGACGAGGUGGAAGCAAUCAACCGACGGAGCAAACGACUGCGAAAGGACGUGCCCACCAUCGCGGGUAGUAACAUGCACCAUUCGCGCAUGUCGUCCGCGCGCUUACAAACGCUCAAAGACCGCGGCAAUUACAAGAUCGGCGAAGUAUGCGAGAGCUGCGGCAAGUCAGACGAUCAACUGCGGUUCAUUGCCUGUCAGUCGUGCGACUGCACAUAUCACAUGUAUUGCCUCGAGCCACCGCUCAAGCAGAAGCCCGACUACGAGUGGCAUUGUCCCAAGUGUCUGGUGGGUACCAACGAAUACGGGUUCGAGGAAGGCGAUGUGUACUCUCUUGCGGGCUUCCAGCGCAGGGCGAACGAAUUCAAGUACAACCAUUUCAACGGCCUUCCGCCGCAGUUCAACCCCUUCACGGAUACGAAGAAUGACGUUGACGAGGAAGACGUUGAGCGGGAGUUCUGGAGGCUAGUCGAAGACAACAUGGGUACGACCGAAGUCGAGUAUGGCGCGGACAUCCAUUCCACGACUCACGGCAGUGGGUUCCCUACCAUCGAAAAGCAGCCGAGGGAUCCGUAUUCGUUCGAUCCGUGGAACUUGAACAUGCUGCCUCUGGACAAGGACUCGCUGUUCCGGCACAUCAAGUCUGAUAUUUCUGGCAUGACCGUCCCAUGGCUCUACGUAGGCAUGAUCUUUUCGACCUUCUGCUGGCACAACGAGGAUCACUACGCAUAUUCGGCGAACUACCAGCACCUCGGGGAAACGAAAACCUGGUAUGGUGUGCCUGCAGACGAUUCGGACAAGUUCGAGAAAGCCAUGCGCGAUGAAGUGCCAGAGCUCUUUGAAACGCAGCCUGACAUUCUCUUUCAACUUGUCACGUUGGCAAAACCAGAAAAGCUUCGCAAAGCGGGUGUCCGAGUUUUUGCCAUCGAUCAGCGUGCUGGAGAGUUUGUCAUCACAUUCCCUCAGGCCUAUCACGCUGGCUUUAAUCACGGCUUCAACUUCAACGAGGCCGUCAACUUCGCACCCGUAGACUGGGAGCCAUUUGGCGAGGAGGGGGUCAGACGCUUGCGGGACUAUCGCAAGCAGCCGUGUUUCUCCCAUGACGAGCUUCUGGUCACCGCGGCUUCCCGCGAGCUCACCAUCAAGACGGCGAAGUGGCUUGCUCCGGCACUGGAGCGCAUGCGCGAUGAAGAGCUAGCUGCAAGAAAGCAUUUCAUCACCGGGGCCGAGCCCGAAUCUGGCACCACUUCAGAAGAGCCAUACCUCGGGCCCAGGUACGAAUCGUUGCCCGACUUCAUCGAUCCGGAGACGGAGGAGGACGAGGUCAUCUGCUCGUACUGCAAGUGCUACUGCUACCUCUCUCGGUAUCAGUGUAAGAAAACCGCCAAGUAUUUGUGUGCUUUGCACGCCGGCGGCUACCAGUGUUGCGACGCUCUCGAACAUGAGCGAUACACAGGGCGCGACGGCACACACCGCCUGUACUACCGCAUGGACGAUGAAACGCUCGAUGCAACGGUCCAAAAAGUAGUGGAGAAGGCCAAUAUUCCGGAGAAUUGGAUGGCGAAGUAUGAGAGCGAGUUGGAAAACAACGAGCAGCCCCAACUCAAGCAUCUGCGCACGCUUCUUGCAGAGGGCGAGAGGGUCCAAUAUGACCUUCCUGCCUUGCCGACACUCCGGACCUUUGUCGAACGGUGCAAUGAGUGGGUCGAGGAGGCCACUAGCUACAUCACUCGCAAGCAGCAGAACCGGCGGAAGAGCGAGAAGACGUGGCGGAAGAGCACGGCCAAGCAUGCAGAUCUUGAAGAGAGAGAGAAGGAGCUGCGAAAGGUCGAAAACAUCCAGAAGCUGCUCGCACGCGCCGAAACGAUAUCUUUCGAUUGUCCGGAGAUUGCAACACUGCAGGAGCGCGCACAGAACAUUAUCGAUUUCCAGCUAGAUGCACGCGAGGCGUUGAACAACAUUCGAGGAAAGACUACCGCCGAGUUCCAGGAAUUGAUCGAGCGUGGACGCGAGUUCCAUGUCGACAUUCCAGAGAUCGACAGUCUGGAGCAGGUGGUGAAGCGGCUGACCUGGGAUGAAACGGCCAGACUGAAGCGCCCAAAUGCCGAGCUGAAGCGACAGGAGCAGACGUUGCAAAAUAUCGAAGAGUUCAUCGCCGAAGGCAUCAAAUUGGGCGUGCCCGAGAACAACCCGGACAUGGUCUUCUUCCGCGAGCACAAAGCACAGGGUGAUUUGUGGGAGCAAAAGGCUAAAGAGCUGAUGGCCGUCGAGCAAGUCCAUUACCAACAGCUGGAUUCGCUGUCGCAACAGGCGCUCACCCUGCCCGUCAACCCCGAAACGCUUGCUGCAGUCGACACGAUUCUGAAGAAGCAACGCGAGGUACAGGACAAGAUUGCGUCCCUCAUUUACCGCAGCAAGAACCCCGACCUGCGGGAUCGACCCUUGUACAGAGAGAUGAAGGAGGUGAUGGAUUCUCUCGAGGAGCUCCAGAGCAAACCCAACGGCACGAUUGAUCUCGAGAAGCAGCAGAGAAAGCACGAAGACUGGAUGCGCAAGGGCAAGAAGCUGUUCGGUAAAGCAAACGCCCCGCUCCACAUCCUCAACCAGCACAUGAACAUCGUCAGGGCGCGCAACGAGGCCUGUUUUGAGAUUAGCGACAAGCCACGCAUCCCCGUCGAGCCAUCCUCGCGCCACGUCACGCCGGAAGAAGGAGCGCCGCUGGCGGACGGAAGCAACUCUAGCAGGGAUGUCUUCUGUAUCUGCCGCAAGUCCGAAGCUGGCAUGAUGAUUGAGUGUGAGCUGUGCCACGAAUGGUACCACGGGAAGUGUCUCAAGAUCGCCCGGGGGAAGGUGAAGGAGGACGAUAAGUACACCUGCCCCAUUUGCGACUGGCGGGUCAAGAUACCGCGAGAUGCCGCCCGACCGAAGCUGGAGGAGCUGCAAGCGUGGCACGAUGAGUUGGACACUCUGCCAUUUCAGCCGGAUGAAGAAGAUGCGCUCGAUGCCAUCAUCACCGACGCUCAGAACUAUCGUGACUACAUCCGGCCGAUUGUCACCUCCGAUGUACCCACAACUUCCGAGGAGGUGGCCACUAUGCGAUUCCAUUUGCGCAAGGUCGAGGGCGCGGACAUUCUGCUAUCGGAGGAGACAAACUUCUUGCGACAAGAACUGCACAAGUGGGCUCCUGUGGCGCCUGAGGCGCCGCCGAUCAUCCAACAGUCAUCGUCUACUCGCAAGCCUCGUCCCACGAAGCAGCAGAAGCUGAUGGCGUCGCUUGGUAUUACAGAUCCGGAACAGCUGCCGCAGGAGUUUAAGAUGAGGCAUCAGUAUCAGAAGAAGAAGGGCGACGAAGGAGGCUCAAUCCCGCCGACACUGCAACCAGCUGGAAGAGGCAGCUCAGCAGGCGGUUCUGUGCCACCGACUCCCGGCGCUGGACAAUCGGGCGAGGCGAAACCGUUCUACACUGCGCUGUCGCUGCACGUGCUGGGUUCGCUGGCAUCUGCGCCCGUGGUCACCAAGAUGCUGCAAGCCGAGCCCCAUAUGAACCGAGAGAAGCUGUACAGGAUGAAGGCUGUGCUGGAGGCGGACCGCGGCGUCUGGGACGACAUCAAGGCCUUCCAACAGAAGAUGACGGUACUCCCGAGCCCGGCUGCUGCUGCCCACAGCCCCUCCUACAACUUCGAGGCUGGCCAGGAUCGCGCGAACCCCUCUGCGAUUCAAGGUGUAUCGUCGCCCAUGUUCGCAACCUCGACGGCGAAUGAUGCACGCAAUUCCUCUACUUCGCAGCCGCCGCAGCAUGCGUCUCCCACGCGCUUCAGCCCAGGCCAGCGCUACGAGCAGGCCGGCACCCCGCCCGCGUCGUCCUUUGAAAGACAGAUGUUCCAUGGCCCUCCGGAGCCAAUGUUCGAGAGCCCGGCGAACGAAGCGAAAGCCAACCACAUCACGAGCCCCGAGACCGAUUUCGGCGGCGCGUCUCGCAUGUUUGACAGCCCCAAGGCUACCGGCCUCACGCAAGCGGGCAUCAACAGUCCGGGCUUCGGAGGCAGUCAGCAGUCUGUCGGCCACAUGGACAAGAUGUUUGCGGAUCUGGUGAAUGAGCGUGAGGCCAGUCCUGGGUUUGAUGGGGCCAAUGAUGCGAAGGGAGAGGCUGCUGUGGCGCGGACGAUCGAGGUGCCGGCGAACGAUGCUGCUCCUGUUUCUGCUGCUGCUGUCGCUGCUCCCACCGAAGCACCCGCUCAAGCACCGACUGCGGAUGAGGACGUGCAGAUGACGGACGUGAAGGAUGAGGAGCCUGUCGUGCAGCCACCCGCACCGGAGAAUCAGGCGGCUCCGAGCACAGAGCAAGUGCCUCAGACGGAGCCAGCGCCGGCAGAAUAGGUCAACACAUCAGGCCGCGCGACUCCACUUUGCACCUGCUCAUCGUGACUAAUACAGAGCAUGAGGCGAUAGAUGCUAUGGGUAUACUCGGAGCUACUCGCAGCUCGAUGGUUUGGAGCGGUAGACAGCAUGUUGCUUGCCUUUACUGUUGCUAUGCAGACGAGAGCAAUAGAUGGGACGAUAUUGGACGGCUGAGUGUAGAUACAUCUUCAAUCGACAAACAUCAUUACGAUGUUUGCAAGUAUCGCCUUCUAUUGCCCUUUUGGAGGCCCCCGGUAGGUUGUUUCUGCGCAUGCUUGCCGAUGACUUUCAGACGGUACGCCAAACCGAGCAGCGGCAAGCCCCAAAGCGGGUUUGCCGCAUGGCCAGCCUUACUUUAUAUCUUGCGGGAGGCAGCCCGAUGCCGGCGGGGGCAAGCCCAUC